AUUGGCUGUUUUGGCUUUUGCAGCCAUAUAGAGACUUCAUUUAUGGUUUUAUUUGAUACAAACUUCCAAAAUAUCUUCAACAACAAUAAAUCUUGGAUUCCAUGACAAAUCAGAUCCAUUCGUAAGUUCCAGAGUUAUUUUAUAUCUGAUUACCUCCCCUGAUUGUAAUCAAAAUGGAUUUAUAUCAAUCAAAGAUGGAGUUAGACCAAAUCCAAAAUGCAUCUUCAUCACUGUCAGCAACUAUGGCAACACUGCCCUCAGCAACAGUACCAGAUCCCCUUACACAGUCUCAUACUGAGGCAGGAGUGACCUUGACACCUGCAGUUACUAUGACAGCAACACCCUUGCCAGUUUCUAAUAUUAGUGCGCCAGUCACAACAAAAAUUGGUAUCCUCGCAACACAAGCUUUACCAUCAACUUCACAGAAAUCAACAUUACCAAAUGUUUCCAUGGCAAUGCAACAAACUCCUAAAGUUUCUUUAACAACAUCAGCAACACAUAUGUCAUCAAGGUAUCAACCAAAUCCUGAUCUGUCUAGCUCAAUGGAGCGACGAAGUUCGAAAAGGUCAAUAAAGCGUAAAAGAUUUGAUGAUGAAGUUGUUGAGUCAAGUCUACCCAAACAGGAAAGGCCUACACGAGAUCGAAAAGGUACUGUAUCGGGAACAGUCACUAUAGAGGCAGAGCGUCAGACGAAAGAUGUAGCCAUAGGCAAAAAGGAUGUUGGCACCAUUGUUACUACAACAGAAAGAAAGAAAACACCUGGAAAAGUUUGCAAGACAUCAAGAUCCAGGAACAGGUCAAAGAAACAGAAGCCUAGGCCUCCAGCUCCAGCCUCUGUCAAAGAUCUAGGUCGUUGGAAACCAACAGAUGAUCUUGCUUUGAUAACAGCUGUUCAACAGACUAAUGAUUUAACAGCAGUAUAUCUAGGUGUAAAGUUUUCCUGUAAAUUCACACUGAAAGAGAUACAGGAAAGAUGGUACAGUUUGCUGUAUGACCCAAUCAUCUCAAAAUUAGGUAGACAUAAACAAAGGUUAUCAGUUCAGGCAAUGAAACAGUUUCACCCAGAUGUCCUGGCCUCUGUCCAGGCUAAAGCAUUGUACAGCAAACCUGAGGAGACUUUAUUAGGCAAAAUUACAUCAACAAGUAACCCCAGCCUGGAAACAUUCCAAGAACUGCUGGACAAACAUCCAGAUACAUUUUACCCAACAAGGACGCCAAAAGCUCUGCACAAUCAUUGGUUGCUGAUGAAACAGUACCAUUUAUUACCUGACCAAUCAGUACAGCCAAUGCCACGGGGCGAUCAUGUGCUCAACUUCUCUGAUGCAGAGGACCUACUUACAGAUGAAGAUUUAAAAGAUGCUAAAGAUGACACCAUAGAGCAGGAGUUGUCUGUGGCUGACAGACGAAACAAGCGGGAAAUACGGCAUCUAGAACAAGAGUUACCCAAAUGGCAGGUGCUAGUUGACAGUGUCACAGGAAUCAGUCCACCAGAUUUUGACAACCAGACAUUAGCUGUAUUGAGAGGUAGACUGGUACGAUAUCUCAUGAGAUCCAGAGAGAUAACUUUAGGACGUGCAACAAAAGACAACCAGAUUGAUGUAGACCUUUCUCUAGAAGGACCUGCAUGGAAAAUCUCCCGGCGACAGGGUAUAAUCAAGCUGAGAAGUAAUGGAGACUUUUAUAUAGCAAAUGAAGGAAAGCGGCCAAUAUAUAUAGAUGGGAAACCAAUCCUUACUGGAAAUAAACAAAGAUUGUGCAAUAAUUCUGUUGUAGAGAUCUCUUGUUUACGAUUCAUUUUCCUCAUCAACCAGGACCUGAUUAAUUCAAUACGUACAGACACUCAGAAGAUACCACUUUCAACUUGACACAAAUCCAAGAACAUGACGUUCAUAGUAUUGAACAUCAUCAGAGAAUGAGGAUACUUCCUGUAGCAGUGCAUAUGGAUGUAAUUCGGGAAAUGACAACCAGAAAUGACUUUCAGAGACAAAAUACGAAAUUUCUCUAUAGGACGAUUUCAACUUCUCAACAUAUGCUGAACUGUGCCUGUCUUAAUAAAGUAUUACCUUUGUGUUACGAGAUGCUUACAGAAUGGUGUACUACUAAUGUAGUAUUAUAACAUUUCAAUCUGACUGAAGUACACGAUUUUCAUAAAUAUUAGCCAAUGCCUAGCAUUAAUAGAUGACUUGAACAAAAUCAAGCAAUGUAGUAUUUUGAUUAUAGACAUUUUAUAAAGUGCACAUAAAGGUGUGGAAUUUUAGACACAUUACACGAAUAAAAUGGAAUUAUAGGAAAAGAAGAAA
Molecule: messenger RNA, 2300 nt
Organism: Mercenaria mercenaria
Lineage: Eukaryota; Metazoa; Mollusca; Bivalvia; Venerida; Veneridae
Product: microspherule protein 1-like
Exons: 13
Coding region: 174-1865 (563 amino acids)
Biological process (GO): positive regulation of transcription by RNA polymerase II
Cellular component (GO): NSL complex; Ino80 complex; MLL1 complex
Molecular function (GO): protein binding; G-quadruplex RNA binding
Source: RefSeq, a predicted model, not a curated record